CUACAAUACAUUGAGUCGUCUACAGCUCUGGUUUUAACAAAAAAAAAAAACUAAACUAAUUUACAAAAAAUCCUUAAAUAGAAAAAUGGCUUUCUUUAAAUCCUUGAUCUGCUUGGCUGUUGUGGGUGUUGCCACCGCUGGUGUCUUACAUGGUGGUCAUGGUGGUCCUGCUUUGUAUGCUGCUGCCCCAGCUGUUUAUGGUCAUCAUGGUGGUGCUCACCCCGAUGAGGGUUUGGAUUAUCAUUCUUACCCCAAAUAUCACUACAACUAUGGUGUUGCUGAUUCACAUACCGGUGAUGUCAAAUCUCAACAUGAAGUACGUGAUGGUGAUGUAGUCAAGGGCUCUUACUCUUUGGUUGAACCUGACGGUUCAGUGCGUACUGUUGAAUAUACCGCUGAUGAUCACAAUGGUUUCAACGCAGUCGUUCACAAAACCGCUCCCACCGUACAUGCUCAUGCUCCUGCCGCCGUAGUACAUGCUGCUCCCGCACCAGUCUAUGCUCAUGCUGCACCCACUGCUUAUGCUCAUGCUGGUCCCGCUGUAGCUCAUCAUGUUGCUGCUGCUCCUGCCAUAAACUAUGCCUCUGUGGCGCAUCAUGCUCCAGCUGCUGUCGCUGUUGGUCAUGGUUACGGUGGUUAUGCUGGUCAUGGUGCUCAUGUUUUAGCGAUUUCUCAACCUCAUUUUACCAAAAAAAAAAAGAAAAAACACCAGUGUAAUAUUUUUUUAAGUGUAUUUAAAAAAAUCAAAUAUCCAAAAACAAACAUGUCUACCAUCAGCAAAGUGAUCAUCCUUUUUGUAGCCUUAAGCGCCACCGCUGUUUAUGCACGCCCAGGUUAUGCUGUGGAUUAUUAUGAUCAUCCCAAAUAUGCCUUUAAUUAUGGUGUAGCUGAUCAUACAACAGGUGAUGUCAAAUCUCAGCAUGAAACUCGCGAUGGUGAUGUAGUCAAAGGUCAAUAUUCUUUAGUUGAACCUGAUGGCUCCAUACGUACUGUAGACUAUACCGCUGAUCCCAUUAAUGGUUUCAAUGCUGUAGUUACGAAAUCAGGACCCACAGUGCAUGCAGUAGCCAAGCCAGUAGCUAUAGCACCCAAACCAAUAGUAGCCUAUCAACCAGUAGUUAAACAUGUGGCACCUGCUCCCGUGGUAGUAGCCUCUCCAGCUCCUUAUGGCAUUGACACAUAUCGUAUGUUGAAACUAUUUCGACGUCAUGCCAACUACAAUAAUGGUCAAAUGCUUAAAUUACGUCCCGAUAAUGAGCAGCAGGCUGAGGGUGUUGUUUACGACGACGAUUAUAGUGAUUAUGGCCAAGGCAUAGAUAAAUCGGAUUAUCAAGGAGAUUAUGAACAGAAUUACUGAUUUGUUCAUCAAUGUUAAAGUUUUUGUUUUUUUUUUAAUUUUAAAUAAAGUUAUUUAAACUCCAAAAAAAAAAUCAUAACAGAAUUAAAACUAAAUCCAAGGAUACCUACCAAUCACAAUGUUAGGCGAUCAUGUCAGUAUGAAUAUUUGGUGUUUUUUGUAACAUCAAUGUUGUUUUCAAAUUUAUGCAUCAAAUAUUGAUCAAUAACCAU
Calliphora vicina (urban bluebottle blowfly) is the source of this 1569-nucleotide messenger RNA. RefSeq lists its product as uncharacterized. The transcript has 7 exons. The record is from RefSeq and is a predicted model, not a curated record. Bases 86 to 1357 code for a protein of 423 amino acids. Gene Ontology annotation, cellular component: extracellular matrix. Lineage: Eukaryota; Metazoa; Arthropoda; Insecta; Diptera; Calliphoridae.